This is a messenger RNA of Hemicordylus capensis (graceful crag lizard), 3049 nucleotides long. It is a transcript of the gene ABCF2, whose product is annotated as ATP binding cassette subfamily F member 2. The transcript is spliced from 14 exons. Bases 470 to 2362 code for a protein of 630 amino acids. Gene Ontology annotation, molecular function: ATP hydrolysis activity; ATP binding. The record is from RefSeq and is a predicted model, not a curated record. Lineage: Eukaryota; Metazoa; Chordata; Lepidosauria; Squamata; Cordylidae.
AAGGCGGGGCGGCUGCAGCAGGAGUUGCUACCGCCCCUGCUAAGGCCCGGAGGCAAGCCGCCCCAGCAGCAGCGGCAGACUAGGCCGCGUCUCUCUCCCGCGAGGACGGGACUCCACUUCCCAGCAUUCCACGGGGGGCGCAGGGCAGGCCGGGCGCCGUAGUCCGCUCCAGGCGGAAGGGCCCGGCCGGUGGCUCCCGCGAGACGCGCCUUCCCAGCAGCGCUCAGGGCCCGGCGUCUGCUGACGUGGCGCGCGGCCAUUGGAAGGGCGGCGAAGGGGGCGGAGCCUGCGCACGCGGCAGCAGCUGUUCUGUUGCGACAGAAGGGAAAGUGCGCCGGGAAGGAAGGAAGGAAGGAAGGAAGCCGGGCGGCAGGCAGCGCGAGCCCCGCAGAGGCCGGCCGAGCGCGGAGCCCCCCGAGCCAGCCAGGCCGCAGCAGCCCCCCAAGGGCAGCAGGAGGCCGCCGCCGCGAUGCCGUCGGACCUGGCCAAGAAGAAGGCGGCCAAGAAGAAGGAGGCGGCCAAGGCCCGGCAGCGGCCCCGCAGGGGCCCCGAGGAGGACGGCGACGCCCUCGCCGCCUGCGGCCAGGAGCCCAAUGGCACCGCCACGCGGCCCGAGGACGACGACGAGGAGGCGCUGGCGGCAGACAUGGACGCCGUCACGAGGGCCAUGGAGGAGUUUGAGCUGAAGAAGGCGGCCGCCCGCGCCGUCACGGGGGUUCUUGCCUCCCACCCCAACAGCACUGAUGUCCACAUCAUCAACCUCUCGCUCACCUUCCACGGGCAGGAGCUGCUCAGUGACACCAAACUGGAGCUCAACUCUGGCCGGCGCUACGGACUCAUCGGCCUGAAUGGCACAGGGAAAUCCAUGCUGCUGUCAGCAAUUGGGAAGCGGGAAGUGCCGAUCCCGGAGCACAUUGAUAUCUACCACUUGACGCGUGAGAUGCCUCCCAGUGACAAGACACCCCUCCAGUGCGUGAUGGAGGUGGACACAGAAAGAGCCAUGCUGGAGAGGGAAGCCGAGCGGCUGGCCCACGAGGACGCUGAAUGUGAGAAACUAAUGGAGCUGUACGAGCGCCUGGAGGAGCUGGAUGCUGACAAAGCCGAGAUGAGGGCCUCCCGUAUCCUCCAUGGCCUCGGCUUCACCCCCAUCAUGCAAAGGAAAAAGCUGAAGGACUUCAGUGGCGGCUGGCGGAUGCGGGUGGCUCUCGCCAGGGCUCUCUUCAUACGCCCCUUCAUGCUGCUGCUGGAUGAGCCCACCAACCACCUGGACCUGGACGCUUGCGUGUGGCUGGAGGAAGAGCUGAAGACGUUCAAGCGCAUCCUCGUGUUGAUCUCGCACUCCCAGGACUUUCUGAACGGCGUCUGCACCAACAUCAUCCACAUGCACAACCGCAAGCUCAAGUACUACACGGGCAACUAUGACCAGUAUGUCAAGACUCGCCUGGAGCUGGAGGAGAACCAGAUGAAACGGUUCCAUUGGGAGCAGGAUCAGAUUGCCCACAUGAAGAAUUACAUUGCGCGCUUCGGCCAUGGUAGUGCUAAGCUAGCCCGCCAAGCUCAGAGCAAAGAGAAGACGCUCCAGAAGAUGAUGGCCUCUGGGUUGACUGAGCGGGUGAUCAGCGACAAGACCCUUUCGUUCUAUUUCCCGUCGUGUGGAAAGAUUCCACCUCCAGUCAUCAUGGUGCAGAACGUGAGCUUCAAGUACAGCAAGGAUGGGCCCUGGAUCUACAGCAACCUGGAGUUUGGGAUUGACUUGGACACACGGGUGGCUCUCGUGGGGCCCAAUGGGGCUGGCAAGUCGACGCUGCUCAAGCUCCUCACAGGGGAGCUCCUGCCCACCGACGGAAUGAUCCGCAAGCAUUCACAUGUCAAGAUCGGCAGGUAUCACCAGCACUUGCAAGAGCAACUGGACUUGGAUCUCUCCCCGCUGGAGUACAUGAUGAAGUGCUACCCUGAGAUCAAGGAAAAGGAGGAGAUGCGGAAGAUUAUUGGCCGCUACGGGCUGACCGGGAAGCAGCAGGUGAGCCCGAUCCGGAACCUGUCGGACGGGCAGAAGUGCCGGGUGUGCUUUGCGUGGCUGGCCUGGCAGCACCCCCACAUGCUCUUCCUAGACGAGCCCACCAACCACCUGGACAUCGAGACGAUUGACGCCCUGGCGGACGCCAUCAAUGACUUCGAGGGGGGCAUGAUGCUCGUGAGCCACGACUUCCGGCUCAUCCAGCAGGUUGCCCAGGAGAUCUGGGUGUGUGAGAAGCGCGCCAUCACCAAGUGGCAGGGCGACAUCCUCUCUUACAAGGAGCAUCUCAAGUCCAAGUUGACAGAGGAGGAGCCACAACUCCCCAAGAAGGCCCACAACAUGUGAGCACUGCGGGGGUCGGUUGGCUCUUGCCCCAGAGACUGGUGGGAGCCCCCAGCCUGGCCAGCCCACCCUGCUGCCUGGGGAACAAGCAGGCCGCUGCUGCUCCCUCCCCCCCCCCCUUCUCUCCGGGUCCUCCUUGCAGCUCCUUCCCUUCACCACCACCACCUGCAGCAACAACGCAACCGACCUCUGGCGUCUGCAUCUGGACAGCGCGCCUCUCCUCUCCACCUGCAGAGGGUGCUUCCCCCAGGCCUGGAUUUCCAUCCCUCCAGGUCUUGAAAGGGGGCCAGCUUGCUGGAAGGCCUGGCUCCCUACCUGGCUUCAGGCUCCUUGCUUCACUCCAACCUCCUUCGGGCCUCUGUUUGUUUUUAACAAUUUAUUUAUCAAUGUAAUUGCCAGACCUGCCUGAGAAUUAUCAGUCAAUAAAUUGGGGGUGGGGGGAGUUCUUUGCACAGUGGUGGUGCCUGCCUCUUGGAGUGAGCUGGAGCCGUCCAUUGCUCUGUACAAUGCCAGGCGGGGUGGGAGGGGUCCUGCAUGGAGCCACCGGGGGUGGGGGGAGGCCAAGGCCCGGCCUCUCGCUGCUUCUGAGUUGGAUGCCAGAACGACCGGCAGCCCUGAGAUCUGAACCAUGUCUAUAAAGAAAGCAUUUUGAAGUCAAUGGUUUAAAAAUAUAUGUUGAUUCUUCAUGUU